Theobroma cacao (cacao) is the source of this 1803-nucleotide messenger RNA. It is a transcript of the gene DEL2, whose product is annotated as DP-E2F-like 2. Gene Ontology annotation, biological process: regulation of transcription by RNA polymerase II. The record is from RefSeq and is a predicted model, not a curated record. Lineage: Eukaryota; Viridiplantae; Streptophyta; Magnoliopsida; Malvales; Malvaceae. Gene Ontology annotation, cellular component: RNA polymerase II transcription regulator complex. Gene Ontology annotation, molecular function: DNA-binding transcription factor activity, RNA polymerase II-specific; RNA polymerase II cis-regulatory region sequence-specific DNA binding.
GACGGCCCAAUGGCAAAAGAGUAAUUUCAGAGCAUAGCGCGGUUCAAGAUCUCAAUUUGAAUUCGCGCGACCCACAGCCAACGUAAAAUAAAACAAACUAGAUCUGAUUUCACAUUUGAAUUCCCAAACCCGCCAACCAACUCUUCUCGCUCUUUUCUUCUCUUUCUCACAAACCAAACACAAAACACGAUUCCAGUUUCUCUUCUCUUGAUUCUCGGGUAAACGUCCAUGUCUUCGUUUCUUUCUCGAGAAUCUGAACCCAAUUCACGUACUUUUUACUGCCGCAAAGAGAAAUCUCUCGGCCUUUUAUGCUCCAACUUCUUGGCGUUGUAUAACCAUGACAGCAUUCAAACGAUUGGACUUGACGAUGCCGCUUCAAAAUUAGGAGUUGAACGUCGUCGUAUAUAUGAUGUAGUGAAUAUAUUGGAGAGUAUUGGAGUUGUGGCGAGAAAAGGGAAGAACCAAUACUCAUGGAAGGGUUUUGGAGAAAUUCCGAGGGCUUUGGAGAAGCUUAAGGAAGAGGCUCUGAAAGAGAAUUUUUAUAUUUCUGGUUGCAACAAAUCAUUAAGGGUCUUAGAUGAAAAUGGAAGUAGAGGGUCCUUUAACUUGAAGAUUGAUGGGCAAGAUAAUCCUUCAGAAUCAUCAAAACAUAUCGCAUUACCAUUUGGAUGCUUAGAUACCAAAAGAGAAAAAUCUCUUUGGCUUAUCACGCAGAACUUUGUCAAGCUUUUCCUUUGUUCAGAUGCUGAAAUUAUCACUCUUGAUAGUGCUGCAGUUGCUUUGCUGGGUGAUGUCCACAAUUCAACUGCUAUGAGAACAAAAGUUAGACGAUUGUAUGACAUUGCCAAUGUGUUUUCUUCCAUGAAUUUAAUUGAGAAGACCCACCACCCCGAGAGCAGGAAACCGGCAUUUAGGUGGCUGGGAUGGGGAGCCAAACUUCGUAAUGGAUCAACGACAGCUUUGGCUUUGAAUGAAUCAAAGAAGAGGAUGUUUGGGACUGAGAUUACAAACCACAGUUUAAAGAGAAUGAAGGCAAACUCCUCAGUUCAUCGGAAGUUAAACCAGAAGGAAAAUAUGGCAAUGCACAUUAAACACGAGUGUGUAGAAAAUGAUAACAAAAUGAAGCAGCAUCUAAAGCAGAGCUCCAGAGGUUUUGUGUUCGGCCCUUUUACUCCUGGCGUUAUGCCCACAGGAUACAAAAAUGAGAGACCAGUUGGGGACUGGGAGAGCCUUGCUUCUACGUAUAAACCUCAAUAUCUUAAUCAAGCUCUUAGUGACCUCUUUGCUCAUUACAUGGAAGCAUGGAAGUCUUGGUAUGCAGAAGUUGCUGGAAAAGGAGAAACUCAUUUUAGUCCCUGAUCCUCUUCUCUGCUUUUCUAACUCAGGAUCACCAAACACACCAGUUCAAAAUGGAAAGCAAACAUUUUUUACAGGUCUAUGACACUUUGUUGGAUGUAUUUUCUCAAUCCAAGCCUCUCCCGUAAUUAAUUAAUCAUAACCUUUCACUUGAUGCAUUUCCUAAUUCUCUCCGUGAGCUUGCAGCUCCCCCCGUUACGUCUUUCAUUUUUUCUCGUUAGAAACUUGAACAUGCCACAAGUUCCUGACUUAAGUUUUGUAUCUAAGUUACAGAUUAAAGAAAGAAGAGAAUUAUUGUGAAUUUGACGGGUUUUUUUUCUUUUUUUGUUACAUUAGAGAAGUGAUGGAUUGAACUUCUUUUCCAGGUUCCUAAACAAUUUGCACUGAGAUUUGUGUUUCCCCCAACUUUUGUUAAUGAAUGGUCUCCAAUUCCUUUGUUCGGUAGUC